Molecule: messenger RNA, 1195 nt
Organism: Klebsormidium nitens
Lineage: Eukaryota; Viridiplantae; Streptophyta; Klebsormidiophyceae; Klebsormidiales; Klebsormidiaceae
Source: the annotation of a GenBank genome assembly
GCUUCGGAUAGCUGCAAGAACCAGCCAAACAAUAGGAGUAGGGGACGAGACUCACAGCAAUUACGCAACUUCAACACCGGACCUGUCAUACCUCGAGCUUCGGAAUGUGGGCUAUCAGCCGCCCGGCUGUGAAAAGCCGAUUCUGAGCGACGUCAAUUUCAUGCUGGACAAGCACUCAAUGGGGCUCAUCUUUGGGCGGAGCGGCAGUGGGAAGACGACGCUGCUGCAGAUCCUGGCGGGUUUAGCCGCCCCGACCAUCGGCUCCCUCCACAUCCAUGUCUGGCGUACCGGCACGCGGGGGCCACCGUUGUCAGUUUCGGAAGUCGCGGCGCGCACGGGCCUCGUGUUCCAGUUCCCGGAGCGCUACUUUCUGGCGGACACUGUCGCGGACGAACUUCUUUUCGGACACGUUCGGAGAGACUUGCGGACGGACACAUUCGAACGGGUGGCGGCUGCACUUCAUGCGGUGGGCAUGGACCACAUCUCGAUGCAAACCCCGCCGCGCGCGCUGAGCGACGGCUACAAGCGACGGCUGGCGCUUGCGGUGCAACUGAUUCGGCAGCCGGACAUCCUUCUACUCGACGAACCACUGGCGGGCCUUGAUUGGCAGGCACGAAUGGACGUCGUCCAACUGCUGGACCGCCUCAAGCGGACCACCACGCUCGUCGUCGUGAGCCACGACCUGAGGGAACUUGCUCCGCUUGUCGACAACGCAUGGCGGAUGCACACCGGGGGGAGAUUAGAGCAGGCCAAAUGGCCGUUGGAGCCGGGGUCUCAACGGCUUGAACUCGGGCAAGGCGUAGCUCGAAGCUGAACAGUUUCGCGCCGUUUGUUGAGUCGCGCUGGAGGUCGCCUUUGCGCAUCUAUGUAUACUUGUUGCCCGAUUCGAAGGGGAAGAAACUUGUACACGUGACGGCGUAAAAGAAACUAGCUCCAAGCGGAAGUUUGCCGUUGACACUGGGAAUGAAUUCACGUAACGGCGUCGCAACUUCCGACACGAAACUUCAUCAAGCUCGAUUCCCUUGGCAACCACUGAUGGUGCUUAGAGGCAAGCAACCGCGUUUGAUUGGUAGGUCUCGUGUCAGAUCGCCGUGCGCCGCAGUUUACUCUGUGAUGCAAUCGGUUGACUCCAUUAUGUGGUCACAACUAGGGAUUCCUAUGGCCUACUCUUUUUGAAUUUGAUACCAGCCUCCGG